AUGCUGAGCAAUAGAGUGCGUAUACAGACGCAGGUCUGCAGGUGGGUUCAUAGUACAAAGUUGUGUCGAAAACAAAAUAACCCUACUGAAGUUGUUACAUUUAAUGAAGGUGAUGAUGUUUCUUCAGUCAAAGAACAGUCAUUAUUUAAUGAGGUGUUUAGCCAAAUGAUGAAGAAAGAACGUAAAAAUCCUGCAAGACAACAAUCAAGUCUUCUACCAGACAUACUCGAUGAUAUGGAGGCUGAUGAUCAAAGUAAUGUUCAAAUUGUUUUUGAGAAGAGAAGAACCAGAGAUGAUAAUGACAAAUUCAAGAAAAUCAUGGAAAGCUUAAAUAAAAAUACAAAUUCCGUAGCAGACAUGAGAGAUUCUGCACGACUUACCACAUCGGAUAUUAGACAUUAUCCUGUCUCGUUGACACCUAGUUACUUUACUGAACUUGGGGUUGAGGAUACAAAUACAACGAAUAAUAUUGGAUCACAAGUUCCUUUUGGUAGAGGUCAAACUAUAUCUGAAGGGUUCUUAUCGGAUGCAUCUACGUAUGAUAAUGUAGGGUUGGAUUCAAAGAUAUUAGACGAAGUUAAGAACAAACAGCUUUAUAAGAUUACGCAGGAAAAGGCCUUGGGACCCCACAUCCAAUAUUUAAUUAAAAGUAUCAAAACGGACAAGGAUUUGUUAGACCAAUUACAGUCAUACUUCAAAGAAUACAAGAGAGAUGUAUCAGCUGAAAGGCAAGUAAAAAAUAUAUUAAAUGAGAUUGAACAUAGCUGUAAAAAAUCGCCGAACAAAUUACCAAAACCACACUCCAUAACUUUGCCAACAAUCGUUAGAAUUCUGUUUACUAAAGAAGAAUUUAAUUUCUCAAGCCCCACCAAGUACAACCUACUUUCUAUGAUUUAUCAUAAAUGCAAAAGUUCCAAAGACUUAUCACUUUAUCUACAAGUCUGCAAUGUAGAUUUCUACAACCUGUUACUUAAGUAUACCUGGGAGAAUUUUGAAGAUAUUCAUGCCAUGAAAAAACUGCUAAGUGAGAUGAGUGUGAAUGGCGUUAUGGGAGAUAUAUAUACAGUUGAAAUCGUGGAAAAAAUGCUAGAGACGGUAAAAUAUAUGGUGGAGAAUAUUCUCGAUGAAGAUGUUUCCGAAGAUGUGUACUCUAUUGGCAUUCAAUGGUGUAACGAUACCGCUAAUGAUGUAGAGAGUAUAGAAAAAUACCUGCAAAACUUGAAAGUGAGUAUUUAG
This is a messenger RNA of Eremothecium cymbalariae DBVPG#7215, 1236 nucleotides long. RefSeq names its product Mtf2p (gene MTF2). The record is from RefSeq and is a predicted model, not a curated record. Gene Ontology annotation, cellular component: mitochondrion. NCBI's taxonomy places the organism in Eukaryota, Fungi, Ascomycota, Saccharomycetes, Saccharomycetales, Saccharomycetaceae. The transcript has a single exon. Bases 1 to 1236 code for a protein of 411 amino acids.